AUGCAACAUCCUCACAAUAAACCGGUCGAGCGUGAUAUCCCGAAAACAGGUCCCUUGAAUCGACUGAAAAAUGCCGCAAAAGAUCAAAUUCCUAUCAGCAAAGCGCCACGUCGUCAGAAAUCAUCCCGUUUUUACGUCACCGAAAAGGUUCAGAUGGAAAAGACACCCGGCUUUCAUGAGGUACCUCCUCAUCUGCGACAAGAUCUAUUCAUACAAAAGAUACGUCAGUGCACUGUCGUAUUUGAUUUUAGUGAUGCUUCAGCAGAACUUCGUGAAAAGGAGAUCAAGCGUCACACACUUCAAGAAAUUCUUCAGUACGUCAACAUGAAUCGUGGUGUACUGACAGAAGCAGUUUAUCCGGAAAUUGUGAACAUGUUUGUCAUUAAUCUUUUCCGCCCCAUCCCUCCUCAAGUCAAUCCCGUAGGAGACGCUUUUGAUCCCGAAGAAGAUGAACCGGUUCUCGAGCUUGCUUGGCCGCAUUUGCAAAUCGUGUACGAAUUCUUUUUGCGAUUUCUCGAAUCUCCAGAAUUCAAUAUCAGUCAUGCCAAAAAGCACAUUGAUCACAAAUUCAUUCAUCAGCUAUUGGAAUUGUUUGACAGUGAAGAUCCAAGAGAACGCGACUUUUUGAAAACGACGCUUCAUCGUAUCUACGGCAAAUUCUUAAACUUGCGUGCAUUUAUUCGUCGAUCCAUCAACAACAUCUUUUUCCAGUUCAUUUACGAAACCGAACGUCAUAAUGGUAUUGCUGAAUUGCUCGAGAUUCUGGGCUCCAUCAUCAACGGUUUUGCCUUGCCACUCAAGGAGGAGCACAAGACCUUCUUGAUGCGAGUUCUUAUCCCUCUCCAUAAAGUCAAGUCCCUUGUUCUGUACCACCCGCAACUGGCAUACUGCGUUGUUCAGUUCUUGGAAAAGGAUCAGUCAUUAACUCAAGAGGUGAUGAACGGUUUGUUGCGCUAUUGGCCCAAAGUGAAUAGUCCGAAAGAAGUGAUGUUUCUGAAUGAAAUUGAGGAAAUUCUCGACGUGAUCGACGCCUACGAAUUCCAGCGCAUCAUGGUCCCGCUUUACACCAAACUUGGUGAAUGUAUAUCGAGCUCUCAUUUCCAGGUAGCGGAACGAGCGCUCUACUAUUGGAAUAACGAUUACGUCGUGAGCCUGAUGGCCGAAAACAUGUCGGUUAUCAUGCCCAUCGUUUUCCCUGCUCUUUUCCGAACAUCCAAAACGCAUUGGAACAAGACCAUUCUUGGAUUAGUAUAUACCGCGCUGAAACUGUGCAUGGAUAUCAACCCUAUAUUGGUCGAUGAAUGUGUCAAUCAGUACAAGUUGCAACGACAAGCGUAA
Messenger RNA from Radiomyces spectabilis, 1338 nucleotides. Its product is annotated as protein phosphatase 2A regulatory B subunit. NCBI's taxonomy places the organism in Eukaryota, Fungi, Mucoromycota, Mucoromycetes, Mucorales, Radiomycetaceae. The record is from RefSeq and is a predicted model, not a curated record. Gene Ontology annotation, biological process: signal transduction. Gene Ontology annotation, molecular function: protein phosphatase regulator activity. The transcript has 7 exons. Bases 1 to 1338 code for a protein of 445 amino acids. Gene Ontology annotation, cellular component: protein phosphatase type 2A complex.